Messenger RNA from Nycticebus coucang (slow loris), 1065 nucleotides. Its product is annotated as tripartite motif-containing protein 43-like. Lineage: Eukaryota; Metazoa; Chordata; Mammalia; Primates; Lorisidae. Gene Ontology annotation, molecular function: zinc ion binding. The record is from RefSeq and is a predicted model, not a curated record. The transcript is spliced from 6 exons. The annotation marks the transcript as partial.
CCCACACAUCUGAUGAGUAGUAAUCACUUUGAUAAUCACUUUGACAUUAUGGGUGUGGUCCUCAGAGGUCCUAUAAAUGAGAGACUGUCAAGGAGUCAAGCUCAUUCUCUCCAUAACAGGCAGAGUUGAGUUGGGAGCUCACUUGGACUCGCACACUUCUGAAAGCUACUACCCCUACCCUGUGAGGUCCUGAUCCUAACCUGACUUCAUACUGCUCCAGCAAGCACUGGUGAGGUCACAGAUAGAGUCAUUAGUAACAUGGACCUAGACAUACUGCAAGCCUUCCAGAGGGAAAUCACCUGUGCCAUCUGCCUGCACUACCUUAUAGACCCAGUCACCAUAGGCUGUGGACACAGCUUUUGCAGGCCCUGCCUUUCUCUCUCCUGGGAAGGAGCCCCAAAUCCUGCCCACUGCCCAGAGUGCAGAGAACCAUCACGGCAGAGAAAGUUCAAAACCAAUAUUGUUCUGAAGAAUCUGGUGUCUGUUGCCAGAAAAGCCAGUCUCUGGCAAUUCCUGAGCUCUGAGGAACAAAUGUGUGGAAUCCACAAGGAGAAGAAGAUGUUCUGUGAAGUGGACAGGAGCCUGCUGUGUUCGCUCUGCUCUAACUCCCAGGAGCACGGGGCUCACAAACAUUGUCCCACUGAAGGGGCAGCUGCGGACCAGCGGGCUAAACUCGAAAAGCAAAUGAGAUCUUUAUGGGACAAGAUCCAGGAAAAUCAGAGAAACCUGAGAGAGGAACAAAUAAUGAUUAACCAUUGGAUGGAAUAUGUGCUUCUAGUGAGAAAAAUGACCAGCACCGAAUAUGCAGAGCUUCACCCAGUUCUCUAUAAGGAAGAAGAACAACACUUGGAGGAACUGGAAAGGGAGAGCUGGAAUAUCCUUCAGCAACUCAAGAGAAGUGUGGCCCAAAUAAAUCAAAAGCGGAAACAACUAAAGGAAAUGCACGAGGAACUGGUGGGCAUGUGCCACAAACCAGAUGAGGAGCUGCUGCAGGAUUUGGGAGCCCUACUGAUGAGGAGUGAGUCUGUGCAGCUGCACAUGCCCCUGCCUGUGCGUCCAGAGCUC